Cadophora gregata is the source of this 4528-nucleotide messenger RNA. RefSeq lists its product as uncharacterized. Lineage: Eukaryota; Fungi; Ascomycota; Leotiomycetes; Helotiales; Ploettnerulaceae. Gene Ontology annotation, molecular function: ATPase inhibitor activity; protein-folding chaperone binding. The record is from RefSeq and is a predicted model, not a curated record. Gene Ontology annotation, cellular component: cytoplasm. The coding region runs from base 497 to 4129 and encodes 1210 amino acids. The transcript has a single exon.
CCCACCUCCACCUCUACUCUACCCAAUUGCUGGCAGCUCCCGUCCUUCUACUUGAUAACCCGAGCUUCACCCCCCAGGAACCCGACAUCAUCUUGUUCUUGUUUCCUCAACAACAACAUCUCUAUCACCGCCCCGUGUACCCCGCCUCCAUCUCAGAUCCCAUAUCUUGAAUAUCUAUCCUGAUCAAUCCUAGCUCAAACUCAUCCAUUCAUCAGUCGAAUAUCCACUACAUCACGUCGUAAGAUAUCGUGCCUUUGGAGGCACAUACAAACCACGGACAAAAUAAUUUCUCCCUCAGUGUUGCGAGGAUACUCUGCCUCCUCCCCCUCUUCGCAUCUACCUCCAGCUUCUUCACUAAACUUUCUCCACGACUGCCCUUGUUCGCGCGACAAUGGCCACCAUAUGUUUGCACACUACCCAGCAGGCGCGCUGUUAGCAUCUACUACGAAUCUAGCCAUUGAGAAAGCUCUGAGCCCGAAUAUUUGGUCUGUACAGGAUGUCGUUGCUAGGAAGAUUACUUUCCGGCGCAGGACCUUCGACUUCCGCACCGCGAGCACCCCUCGAUUCCCACCUUGAAGACCAAUUUACCUACAACCUCCUCUUUCCGGAUCCGAAUGCAUUGUGCCAUCAUGAUCAGGUCUUCCAGCUGUCUUCCGCGACAAUUCUCGCGCCUGCCGCCCUGAGGGACAUGGACCUAAAUGGGGAUAUUGAUCUGGACAUGAGAGAUGUGCGGGUAAUCAUUAUGCAGGAAGCUACACCCUCUUCUGGUUCUGCGUAUCUACUUUUCGACACUCAUGCACCUCCUCCACCGUCUCCCUCGCUAGACCGGCAGGCUUCAGGAAAUGGCCCAGCAUACCCAUCACGAACAGAGGGACGUCAUUCAUUGAAUUCCCCACGAAAGAUGAGCGUUGGGCAGAUUUCGAGACCUGUCAUUAUUCAGGAACCCACGAUACCACGAGCUUUUGGAGCCUUUGCUGGCAGGACACAACACAAUAAGAUCACGAGCAAUAAUGAGACAGCAGGGCAGCGCUCAGCUAGAGAGUACAGAGAAGAAGUCUCUUGCUUCGCAAGUUAUAUGUUCGGCAAUUCAGAUGUUAUGGCCUACAAAGGGCUUGGCACCAAAGUUCACCCUCUACCUUCAGAAUCCAGACCUCUGUUCACAUCAGGUUCAUAUGCUGGAGAUGGCUCGUUUGGGAGGUCCAGUAUGCGAAGCAGUAAACUUGCCCAGUCGUUCACGUCGGAUACAGUUCAUGGGCCGACAUCGGCUGGUUUCACAAGUCCAAGUACAGGAAGGGCUGUGGACAGGAAGAAGGUUCUCAUCACACGCAUGUUCCCGGUCCCUUUACCCAAUGAUGAGACAGAAGAAGCUACCCACAACACAACGCCUACACAGCAAAAUGUGCAAUCAAGUGGUGCCGCAGGCUACCCCUUCCCAAAGGUUGCCGCAAACGGAUCGCACUCGGACGAGUUCAGAAAGCCACAGCCGAAGCAGAAACGAACGCCGAUGUAUGCUGUUGGAGUAGUAGUAAACUGGCCCCAGUCGACAACUUUACAACCUCCUUCCGCACCAGCUUCACGAUCAAGCUUCCGUGGGUCAAGUUCUUACACCGAGCAGGAGUCCCUUCCUUCCUCAUUCAACUCAGGACGCCGUUCUGGCUGGACGGUACUUGGCCACGGCUUCGGUGUCGAGUCGAUGAAUUCCUCUUUUUCAAGCGAACCCGAGGAUCGAAUCGAGAACAUUACCCAGCACUGGGAUAUCAUCAUGCGGACCAUGUCUCACCUACAAGCCGUUGCAAUCGCUUCGCUACUGCCGAUGCUCAAGCACGCAGAUAUCAGCUCACCGGAUCCCCGCCGGGAAUCUCACUCUCGUGCCCCCUCUGCCAGUAUAUCUAUAUCAGGCAAACGGGUUCAAGAAGACAUCAAACCUUUCAAAAUUCCAAAGACGAAUGCAAAGAUGGUUCAACUGACAGCAAAUUGCCUUUCACAGGUGCAAAGAAUUCACAAAGAGGUUGACGCAGCUCGCCAAAGAAUUGUCACGGGUCUCAAAGCACACCAAGUUGUUACUGGACAAGGAAGAUGGGGCAUCUGGCGAGAAGAAGCAAGACUCGUUGGAAAAUGGGCGGGGGGCAAGGAUGAAGGGUUCUUCUUUUUCAAUCUGCUCACUGGGUUUCUCGGCAAUCACACCGAGUGGCUUCAGGCACUUGGACCUAGCUGGUACCGUCGUCGCCAUCUUGAGCAACAGAGAGCCAACAAAGAUGAUGAUAUCUCGCUUCCGGCGCGGACUAUCAUUAUUUCCGAUAAUAAACUAAUGGCUCGACGCUUAAUCUUCUUGUUGUCUGCUUUCCUACCUGUGAACCAGCAACUGAUACCAGCUAGGAUGCACCGGCCGAGCAUCUCGACCUCCUUUGGGGCUUACUCACAAUCCCCGCCAAAUGUACCCAUUCUGAGAGAAGAGUCUCUUCGUCGUCGGAUCAAUAAGAGAGGAAGUGUGACUAGAGGAUCCCAUGCACGCACCUCAAGCUUUCCAAACCCCCCCCUCCUGGGUCUGGACCCUGAGAUUCAUCAUGAUCGCCGAACUUCGGAUGCCACGUCCAUCAAAACGGCAAACCUUCCCAUCCCUGGUAGUGACCUCAAUACCAGAAAGAGCAGUGCCGCAACCACAUCUACAGCAACUCCAGUCACGACGAGGCCUUACUUUUCUACCAGGCGACCAAUCAGAGGAACAGGUCCUGUUCCACGACCAGGGAGCAGCGGUAGCCUUGCAACUGAUGAUUUGCUGCGCUCUUUGAAGAGAGGAGACAGCACCGGGCAUUACAGCACAGCUAGUACUGACUCCCAAGGACAAAAUUCACGAUGGGGUAGCAUGAUCAGUGGAUUUUGGGGUUCUAAGAGACGAGACUCGACGGCAUCCACCAGUAUCGAGCCACAACCUAUGGAAGACCUCGAAAUUCGCGAUUCACCAUAUAAGAGCGGUUCACCUUCGAGAAAGGGGAAGCUGGCGGAGAUGGUUGACGAGGUUACCCAAACUCCUAUCCAGAAGACGAAGGACCAACAGGAGCGUGAGAUGAGAAAGUCUGAAUCUGGAAGUGCAUCAACUGCCAGACCGGAAGACGAACAAGGUGAAGAGACCUCGGAGCAGACUAUUCAAGUCGCGGAACGAAUACCAGAUCCUUCUGGUGCUUUUGAGUCACCAGUGAAGACGUCAAUCAACGAAGUUGACGGUGUUAUCGAUAUCGAUGUCCCUCUACCGGAUUUUCUAUCAUUCGAGACGGCUGUGAGUUCACCGUCGAGCAGCGGGUACCUGUCAACUCCUUGUCUUGGCAAUGGUAUGGACAGUUUUGAGAAUUACUCUCGUUCCGGCCCGGAUAUUGAGACCACAAUGAACGUCGGGGGAUGGCUUCCACGCUAUCAUCCGGAUUUUGCUCUUCAAGCCAUUCCAGUACAGAGUGAUAUUUUGGAAGAAGUUAAGGUGUCCAUGCGGGCUGAGCCGACACCUCUUCUUGCGUUCAACACACCUCUACCUGAAGGGGCUCGUCCCAGUAGGUGGGUUGAAAUCAGCAGUGCUGUAAUCGCGGACACGACCAGUUUCACCAUUAAGCACAUUCGAUAUAGACGACUCAUAACACGGAAAGAGGUUCUGUUGGCGACGCCCAGCAUUCCUCACUCGCUCGAUUCUCGCUACGGCAAUGUCUACGCCCCAGCCCAAGUCGCUCCCUCGACAGGUGUCUAUGACGGUUAUGUUGAAGAGCAAUUCAUCGAAGAGCCAAUUAUCUCAAUGGAUGAGACUCUCAUCGAAGCAGUUGAGCGGAUAAUCGCGCAAUCGGGCCCAGAGUCAAAGACUUCGUCUACGUGCUCUUCGCGAUCCGCCUCGCGUGCAAGAGGUAGCCGGGAGCGGCCCAACUCUCAGAACAAAAUCCCAGCAAUUUCAGAACAUAAAAUCGAGGUGCCGAGAAAUGAGUGCAAGAGGCUAGUGCUGAGUGCGCUGGAAGAGAUAGUCAGAGAGGUUGCGGAGAGCCGGCGCGAGAGAGGCGAUGCUGAAGUGGACAUGGAGCGGGAGAGUUUCUUGAGAGAAGGAGUGAGGAGUUGGUUGUCAAAUGUUGAAACUGGCGAGCCCUCUCACAUCAAUUAGGGAGCAGGUGCCGGAUCGAACCGGGGAACAUAUUUCUUUCUUCUGCUGUAGCAUGCCAUGGCCUUUUUAGACGACGAUACUCAUGUGAAGCGAUUGCGAUUUUCACCCAGAGCAUGUUUUGGCUCAUGUAUCAACAAUAGAGGGAAAAAGAACCGCAGAGUCUUGCUUUAAGCUCCGGCGCGUAAAGAGUCUUGUAUUUCUUUCCCACGUUUCUAGAAUUUAGCGAGGUCGUUGUGGUGUCUGGGAUCAUGGUUAGUGUUUUUAGCGUUUGCUUUUUUCGGCCUAAAAUUCAUGCACAAAUAGCUGGAGCUGAUAUGGUGUAUAUAAUGUGAUAAUAUGAUAUGAUAUACUAAUGUGCUCGAUAUUACUAAGUGUGCUAGUUAGAUAGAAUUGAGAUCA